AUGUCCACCAUGUGUUUUUCCUAUGUCCUUCUGGGUGCCCUUCGCUCAGAGGCAGGUUGUCCAAGAUUUCGUUGCUUCAACCAUUUGGGACUUGGGGCUGGAUCACCCUCAUUCGCGCCAAUGACUCGGCUGCUGCAACUUAAUUCUCUUCAAGGGCGCUUCACUAUUGGAGCCGAAACUCAAGAAAGCUCCACCAGGCUGGCAGCCAUGCAGUGGUCAAUGCCUGGAAGGAUGGGUUCUCUGGGCCCAGAUCUUCCCAUGUUUCCUCAGUCAUUCUUGGGUGGAGCCUAUCCUCGAUCAUCUCGAGCGGUUUCGAGAGCUUGUAACCCUACUGGCUCAGCAGGAGAAGAUAUCCGGAGUGUCGAUCUCGCAGCAUCUGUGGCGCAUUCCCGCGGUCGAUCGGCCAUGGUUAUCAUGUUUAGACGGAAAGACUCAAAACUGUCGACCAACGACGAGAAGGACGACCGCGAGUCCUUUGUGUCAACCAGCAGUACAAGAACUUCAAAUGCAUCAAUGAAGGUUCCCAUGACAAUUAAGACUGUAAAUGGCGGAUCUGUUACAAUCCCGGAGGUCCCAGUCGCGCCUCCACCAGACCCAAACCUGGACCCAGCAGCUUAUCUACGAAGCAUUCAUUCUGUUCGCCAACGAUCAAGAGCCGUUAUGAAAAAAGCGAAGAGAAAUCAACUGAAUCACUUCGAUAUUGAUUUUAGCAAGUUUGCGGACACAGCUCAAUACGUUGCGUCCAUUAUCAAGCGGGAUUACGCCCCCGAUUAUCAUGCCAUACCCGCCCAUAGUCGUUGGCAUCAUUUUGACGUUGGCGGGAGACCUCGGAUCAACCAACUCCUACAAUCAUGGCCUAGUACCAUUGACACGUUUGAACGGACUAGGCGACUGAUUGACCUCUUUCUUAUAUCGGUCUUGUUGGACGCUGGGUCCGGGAGUAAGUGGUCGUAUAAAUCUAAGGAAUCGGGAAGAAUCUAUAGAAGAAGUGAAGGUCUAGCGGUCGCCAGCCUGGAGAUGUUUAAGACCGGCUUAUUCAGUAGUGAUCCCACUGAGCCGUGCCAAGUGGAUGGCGCAGGCUUGAAAAAGGUCACUGUAGGGCAGCUUGCGAAGGGGAUGCAGCAUUCCGAAAAUAAUCCAUUGCCCGGGCUGGAAGGACGGGCUGGCUUGCUGAUCAGGUUGUCAGAAGCGCUGAACAACCAAGAAUUUUUCGGGGUUGAUGCGAGACCAGGAAACAUGCUUGAUUACCUUCUUUCCCACCACACCACUCUCGCAUCCUCCGUUCCCAUCAUUUCUAUUCCGACGCUGUGGUCCGUGCUUAUGGACGGGCUGUCAUCGAUUUGGCCCCCGUCUCGAACUCAGGUUGACGGCGUGUCUAUCGGAGAUGCCUGGCAUUGUUCUGUCAUAGCAUCGCCGCCGGCAUCGAAAUCUUGGGAGAGUAUUGUUCCGUUCCACAAGUUGACACAAUGGCUCUGCUACUCACUCAUGGCACCGAUGACAAAAGUGAUGAAGAUUCAGUUUUCCGGGACCGGACUUUUGACGGGGCUACCCGAAUAUCGGAACGGAGGACUUCUCAUCGAUAUGGGCCUCUUGAACCUGAAACGCGAAGAUGCUGAGCGGGGCAUCCAGGCGUAUAAAUCCAACUCAAUGAUCAAAGGCCAGCCAAAUGUAGAGGUAGUUCCACUUUUUACGGUGGACGAUGAUGUGAUUGUGGAGUGGAGAGCUCUCACAGUCGGGUUCCUGGACGAAUUGCUUGAGGAAGUGAACAAUCUACUAGGUCUACCUUCUGCGGAGCGUCUAACCCUUGCACAGAUGCUCGAAGCUGGAACUUGGAAGGGAGGGCGUGAAAUUGCGGAGGUUUCUCGGCCAAACACGAAAGAAGCCCCCAUUAUGAUUCUUUCCGAUGGGACUGUCUUUUAACUGUAAAUUCGUUACAAUGUCCUAUUCGCGUCUUAUUCCAUUCAUGUUUCAUGGUGUGAUAUUGGGCCUUACUAAUGAUAAUGAUACCUUCUCCUUCGUCAUCCGUUAUAUUGUGACCUUCUUUAUACUAUUUCAAACCUGUAUCCUUCGGAUAUUCUCUUAUGUUCUGCUCAACUUUCUUAAUUCCCACCCUUUUGAUAUGCGCAUCGAGAGUUGCCGAGAAAUGCUUGGCGAGAACUUACUUGCCAAAGGUUGGAUUGGUAAUUCCUAUUCGUUAUCUCUUUCAAAUUUAAAAGCCAUAUAGGUCCGCGACUGUCCACAUUUCCCUGUUUUGGAGGUCAUUGUCAUUGCUUAAUUAUGGCGGGAGGCAGGGGA
Histoplasma capsulatum G186AR is the source of this 2295-nucleotide messenger RNA. Its product is annotated as DUF1688 domain-containing protein. The coding region runs from base 1 to 1920 and encodes 639 amino acids. The transcript has 6 exons. Lineage: Eukaryota; Fungi; Ascomycota; Eurotiomycetes; Onygenales; Ajellomycetaceae. The record is from RefSeq and is a predicted model, not a curated record.